AUGGGGCUAACACAAGUUCGGAAGAUCAUCAGGGGCCAUGAAGCAAAGCCUCACUCCCGUCCCUACAUGGCUUUACUUCAAAUCCAAACUUCAAAGGAAUUUAGAAGAUGUGGGGGUUUCCUUGUACAUGAAGACUUUGUGCUGACUGCAGCUCACUGCUCAGGAAGCUCCAUCACUGUCACCCUGGGGGCCCACAAUGUCAACAAGCAGGAGAGGACCUGGCAGGUCAUCCCCGUGAGAAGAGCCAUCCCCCACCCAGACUAUGAUCAUAAUAAGUCUGUCAACGACAUCAUGUUACUGCAGCUGACAAGGAAGGCCGACAUGACCACCGUUGUGAACCCCAUCAGGCUGCCCUGGAGGAGGGAGCUGGUGAAGCCAGGGAUGGUGUGCAGUGUGGCCAGCUGGGGGAGGCUGGACGUGAACAUGCCUGCUGCAGAGAAACUGCAGGAGGUAGAGCUUAAAGUCCAAAAGGAUAAGCAAUGCAGCUCUCGCUACAAAAAUUACAACACCACCACUCGGAUAUGUGCAGGGAAGCCAAGAAAGAGGAAAAGGUCUUUUAAAGGCGACUCUGGGGGGCCCUUGGUGUGUAAAGGUGUAGCCCAGGGCAUUGUCUCCUUUGGAAACUCAAAUGGGACACCCCCAAAUGUGUACACCAGAAUCUCGAGCUUUCUGUGCUGGAUCCAAAAAAUAAUGAGCUACUGCAACCUGCAGGGACCAGACUGA
Molecule: messenger RNA, 723 nt
Organism: Hippopotamus amphibius kiboko
Lineage: Eukaryota; Metazoa; Chordata; Mammalia; Artiodactyla; Hippopotamidae
Product: mast cell protease 1A-like
Exons: 5
Coding region: 1-723 (240 amino acids)
Biological process (GO): proteolysis
Cellular component (GO): cytoplasm; intracellular membrane-bounded organelle
Molecular function (GO): serine-type endopeptidase activity
Source: RefSeq, a predicted model, not a curated record